AGAAAUGGCUGAAGAUGUCUGUGGACUCUGAGAACUCUUGCAGUCUGCUGUCGUCCCAAGAAUCCAGGACUUCCUGCAUCUUCCAGACUGCUGAUGAGAGGGAUGAAAUCCCAGGAGUGGGAGAUGAGAGCAUUCUGGAGAUGUUGAGUUAUUCCAAGUUCUCAGACCUGGAGACAUGGCUUUGUAUGCCAUCCUCUCUGCUUAUGUCCAGGCCUCUGGACUUCACCAACACCUCCUCCUCCUGCUCCACCUUAUCCUCCUCACAUGCUUCCAACCACUCCUCCAAUUCCCCAACGAUGUCUUCUUCUUCAUCUGCGACCUCCAUCUCUCGGCGCUCUGUCUGCAGCGAGCCAGGAGAAACCCUGCUCAGGUCCUUGGAGAGGGACUGCGCCUUCCUCUCACCUGCCCUUGGAAAGGAGGCAGCAUUCCUGUCUACGCCGCUCCUGCCCAUCCUGUCCUCUACCCCUGCCGCUCCUUCAGAAACGGGCUCCCACCCAACUACGGGAGACUCCACCUCCAGGAGCGGCGUCAGUGUCAGGAAGCGCCGCCGACUCGCUGCCAGUCCCGGAGGUCUCCACUGGAACUCUGAAGGUUCUGUGCAGCGCGACUUCUGGUCACCCGAUCCUCCUUCUGGAUCUGCAGCAGGUGGAGCCAGAGGUACAGGGCUGGGUGGGCGGAGCCUCCCUCUGGGCCAGAUGGACAGAGUGACACCUGUUUGGACAGCAGGUGAGCGGCUAGCUCUGAGGAAAACUUUCUCAGCUGACGAUCAGCUGCUGAGGCCGGCGGGUGGAGAACUAAAGCUUCUCAACCGGCUGGAGAGAGGCCGAAAGAAGCUGCGCAACAUCCAUAGCCUUGGAACACAGGGCCGAUACGACAGCAGGAAGAAGUCGGACAGUAAGAUCUCCCGCUUGGCUCAGAGGUGGAACCAGAGGCCGACUGGAAAUGCUCUGAUCCGAGACCUGAAGCCCCUGUAUCCCUCAGGAAUCUAUCGAUCCUCGCUCAGCCUGGACAGAAAUCUCCCAGGCAUUAUGACCCAACAGAUGCAGAACCUGCAGCUGUCCCAGACCAGGAAGAUUCCCGGAGGGCCGGCCUCACCCAGCGCCGCCAAGCGCCUCUACAGGAACCUGUCAGAAAAGCUGCGCGGAAGCACCUCCUCCUUUGAAGAUGCCUACUUCUUUGGAAAAACGGACCGCCUUCGGAAAGCCUCGACCAUGCAGGGCAGCGACUGCAUCUUCGAGGCCGUGGAGCAACAGGAUCUGGACACCGUGCAGAUUCUCCUCUACCAGUUUUCUGCCGAGGAGCUGGACCUGAACACCCCCAACAGCCAGGGCCUGACACCGCUCGACAUCGCCAUCAUGACCAACAACACGCCAAUCGCCAAGCUGCUGCUGAAGGCUGGAGGAAAGGAGAGUCCGCACUUUGUGAGCGUGGAGAGUCGUGAGGCUCAUCUGAGCGCCCUGGUGGAGGAGGCAGAGCGCCGGGCGGCUGACCUGGCGGCUCAGGCUCAGAGGGACGGCCUGUCGCUCGAGGCCUGCCACAAAGACAAGCAGUUGAGGAUAUGGGAGUGGAGGAGCAAGCUAUACAAGCGCAUGAGGACCGGCUUCCAGCAUGCACGUUCCCCGGAGGCCCCGACCAUGGUUCGGCUGAGCGUGACCAGCAGCACCACACUGACCGUCAUCUUCCAGGAGCCGCAGUGUCUAAACUCCACAGUGGUGACCAAGUACAGAGUGGAGUGGAGCUGCCUGAAGGAUUUCUCGCUGCUCGCCGGUGAGAUGGUGCUGGAUAAUCUGCAGAGCCUCAAAUGCACUAUCAGCAGUCUCUCUACGGGUCGGCUUUACUACGUCCGAGUAUCGGCGUACAACAUGAAGGGUUGGGGUCCGCCCGCCUCCUCCCUGCCUCCAUCUGCCGCUCCAUCCAACUGGAGGGAGAGCGACGGGCGCGAGCCCAGGAGGCGGGGCCACAUCGAGGCCAUGGAGCGUCUGCUGCAGCAGGUCCGGGCGACGCACACGCACUACUGCUGCGGGGACUCCUCGAAACUACAGAACCCAAGCAGGAAGCAGUCGGUCUCCAGAAGCCUCAAACACCUCUUCAACUCCUCAAACAAGUUUGUAAAGACACUGAAAAGGGGGAUCUACCUGGCUGCUGUCUUCUACCAUAAGGACAGUUUGCUGGUGACCGCCGAGGAGCAGAUUCCCAUCGUGGAAGUGGACGAUUCCUACAGCAGCUCGCUCAUGCAGGACUUCCUCUGGUUCACGAAGCUGUCCUGUAUGUGGGAGGACGUGCGGUGGCUGAGACAGAGCAUGUCGGUGUCCAUGUCUUCGUCGUCCACGCUGCAGGCCCGCCACAAGAUGCUGACUGCCGCCGCCCAGCUGCAGAGCCUUCUGGGAACCCACAACCUGGGCCGGGUCCACUACGAGCCCAUCAAGGAUCGGCACGGCAACGUGCUGCUGGUGACAAUCCGCGACACGGAGAGCCAGCACUCGCUAUUUAACGGGAGGUGGAUGCAGGUGACCAAACUGCAGAGCCAGCGGAAGUCCCUGUCCACGCCGGAGGAGCCGUACGCUCUGGACAUCCUCAUCAUCACCAUGCAGGACAUCCUGGCGUACCAGCGACGCAGCACCCACCGCCUUGCCCCCGGCCUCUAUCUGGGCUACCUGAAGCUCAGCAGCUCUGUGGACCAGAUCAGAGUGCUGGUGUCCCAGCGCACCCCCAACAUGCUGUGCCACACCCGGAUCCGGGACAACGCCAACGUGUCCAGGGAGGAGUGGGACUGGAUCCAAACGCUGGCGGCUGCGGGAGACAAACGCCGCAGCGAGGAGGACGGCGAGGAGGCGGAGCCCCAAGCAGAAAGCCACGCCCCUCUACUCUACUACGAGCUGCAGACAGCCGUACUAUCCCUACUGAAGCACAUCAACGUCUCUCUGCACAAGGCCCGUCACUUCCGUCUCUACAGCCAGGAGGUGGUGGAGAUCGGCCAUGGCGUCUCCUUCCUGCUGCUGCUGCCCCCUGCCGACGACGUUUGCUCCGCCCCCGGACAGUCCAACCCUUACACCCCCCUGUCCGGGUUCCUGCACCUGCCGCUGCAGAUGUUUGAGCUCGUUCACUUCUGCACCUACAAGGAGAAGUUCAUCAGUCUCUAUUGCCGCCUGUCCUCGGUCCUGGACCUGGACGCCCUCAUCACCCAGCAGGCACUGCGAGAGGCCAUCACGGACGGCGAGGUGACAACAGCCAGAUCCCGACACCAGCUCAUCCUGGACUACAUCCAGCAGCUGGAUGAGAUGCGACGUGACCUCCGCUGGAUCACGGAUGCCUUGCAGUACGCGCGGUACAAGCAGCCCCGCGGCGGCGUACUCAUCACCUGCCUGGUGGACGCCAGUGCUUCAGAAAGCGAUUCCGGACAGCAGAAGACCGAUUCCACCUCCUCCACAAUGGACUACGUGGCCACACCCUCUCCAUCCCCAGAGUUCAGGAGGAGAAAGGCCAUCAGUGACUCUCUCCUUGGCUCCGAUGAGGACGGCUCCUCCGAGGUGUUCCUGCCCACUGACAGCGACUAUGACUCCAGUGAUGCCCUGAGCCCCCGCGAAAUGGACCUGCUCUACUCUCCGGCCUCGGAUCUGUCCCAGCAGGUCAUGCACACAAUGGGCGGCAGCGCCCCUGACGUCCUGCAGAUCCAUGAGCUCAGGUACAGCAUCUGUCCACCGACAGACCUCCCUGUCUCCACUCCCAGGAAGGAUCCUCUGCUACCCACCUCCACCUCUCCAUCCGCAGAUCUCCCCCUCCCCACCUCACCUCGACCCCCGCCACGCUCCAGGACCCUACCCAUGUCUCCGUCCCUCCCCUUGUCCCCCAGGUUCUUCAAAGAUCUGCCCCCGUCUUUCCCCCUGUCCCCAGUUCUGUCAGACACCACCAAGACUUUUGAGGGCCUCUCGCUCACUAAGGAGGGCCCCGUCCCUCUGAGGGGCCUUGCCAAUCCACCAGCAAAACGCAAGCUGCUGUCCAGGAGCCACCGGGGGCAAUACUUCAGCGGGCCUCAGCGCUGGCUCCGGGGUCAAAGCGGGGAGAGUCUUACCGGGUCUUUAUCUGAGGGCGUUUACACCAAGCAGCUUGAUGCUGACUUAACUCCACUGGGGGAUCCAGCGUCACCACAGAGCAACACCUACAUCAGCCACGCCUCCUGCAUCCUGGAGAGUCGGAAAGCCCGGCACCGGGAGCUGCGGCCCCAUGUUCGCAGGAUCUUCGUCGAGCCCUGCAAGGAUGAGUCACCGAGCCGGGAGGAGGAGACUGUGACGGCUGCAGGCGUGUCGGUGGUUGUAGCACAGGCCGAGUCUGGAGAGGAAGGGGAGGAGCCGGACGGAGCCGCCGCCCAGGAGCUUGACUCGGAUGACCAAACGAACGCGCAGGUCUCGGAGAUCCUCAGCAGCACGCUGUAGGGAGGCAGCAGCUCAGAUUUGAGCGGAUUGAACAUUGUUGGAAAACGGACGUUACAUGGACAUCAAAGCCACUGCAAACAACUGAGUCGUGUUUCAUUUUACCUCAUACACAAGACAAACCACCUGCAUCCAGCAAGGAUUCACCUUUUCUCCUUCAGUGUCAUGUCAAAGCCGAAAGCUGCAACAAAACCUUCAACCACUUAAUGGCUAAAUGUAUUCAGUCUAAAGGUCAGGAUCUCCCUGUAAUCCCUCAGUAUCAGCACAGAGUGGAUCAUUAAACCCCUCUGUCUCACAGACUGAUGAGAGGCACGUUCAGCGACAUCUGCUUCAGCGACAUCCGCAUGUUCAGCUGAAAUAUGGACACAGCGACAAGUAAAAUGAUGAAAUCACAGACACACCCCUGACAGGUGGAAGGAGUGCAAACAUAACGAGAAAACAUCCUGAGGAUUUCCGACAUAUGGACAUCAAAGGUUGUGUUAACACAGAAGUCAAUGAUCCCUUGGUGCUAAUUCUUCUACCGCAGUUUCAGAAACUGCCUCUUUAAACUUUGUUUUAUCCAGCGGUGAUGACAGGAAUUCAGUUCAGUAGGUAAUAGAUCAAGUUAUUUUAAAACUUUGCCAUUACAGUAGUCCAUAUCUUCCUAAUUUUUUUGUCCAUUUUUAAGAUUGAAACAAGGUACAGAAAUUUCAAACAAAGAUCAUAUAAGAAAAAAAAAUAUUUAUUCCAAUUAUUGCAAUGUUAGCAAAGACAGGUUGACAGCUAUUGAUGCUGUGUUUUAUGCUUUUACUCAUGCAACAAGCAGAAACUUAUCCCCAUGAUGUUUUAGUAGCAUCAUGUAAAGCAUGGUGAAGAUUGGCAAACCACUUCGUCCUUUUCUAACAGCUUUUGCCAGUCUUGUUGGUUGGGGACUUAGCCUGAACAUUUGAACACAAACCCCUUAUAGGUCCCGCCCCCUUGCUCUCUGCCGGGCUACAGCCCUCCCUCCACUGCUCCUCCCCCACAAAAGACCCAACCGUGCUGCUCCAAUGUUUACCUGACUUUGUUUUCUGAGCAAGUGCUACUCAGUAAAUUGGCAGUUGUUGCUCAGCGGGGAAGGUGGUGCGAGCAGUGCAUAUCAAAUUGUGGUUGACCCUGCGAACAACCGAGCAGAGCCAGACAUUCCUCCUUGCUCUGAUUGGUUGUUUCUCACCGGGAGCAGUGUAAUUCUGCAAAUGGAAGUAGGACCUCUGGGAGGAGCCAGAGAAGCUUGAUUUUGUCACAUUACCAGUCUUAUAUUUUACUGUCAGAUAUUGACAGUUUUUAACAAAUGUGUAAAAAAAAUUUUUAUAUAAAAGUUACCUAUUGCAGCUUUAACCAAACUCAGAAUUUAAACAAAUAGAUGCUCAUCUCUGCAUUAAACUUGAACAUAACCUCCGUCUUUAUAGCAGAUUUCUUCAGUGCAGCAAAUGUACUGGAAAAUCAGACUUUCAGAAAGGAAUUUAUUAUCUAAACCUUAAAAGGCUUCAACCCUAUUACCUGUUUUAGCUGACAAAUGUGUUUCCUGAAAAUAGGUUCUGGAAUUAAGUUUAAGCACAUACUUAUCCAGAGAUAGAAAAUGCCCGAUGCUAAAAGCUAAAUCUAGCCUUUUCUCUGCAACUCUGUGUGUAUUUUUUGAUGCAGGGUGGUGGAUGUGGCCUUGUCAGACGUUCAGUGGUACAGCCUCCUAUUCUCUGUUUCUUUCCCACAGGAACAUCAUUAAUACACUGAAACAAUCCUCCCUCCUGCUGACCCAUGAAAUUUUUUUAUCUCAGUCAAAGCUUUGAACCUUUGAACCUUUUGCCGCUAUGACGGCGACAUCUGGCCAAGAAAGCAGCCCUCCCACCUGUUCAGAUUGAAUUCAAGUUGCUGGUUCAACUCCACCAAGCCUCAGAACCAAUGGCAUCGACUGUUACAGAAAAUGAUCAAUGCAACCAGAACCCAUGCACUGCGCCCCCUUCAGGACAUUUGCAUUGUGACCCUGCAGGGUCACCCAGUAGAAGGACUGGAGAAAAAAAAAAAUGUCUCCCAGUUCAGUUAAUCUGUAAAGACUCCAGUAUUUCUGGUGACCCCACCCUCCACAUCCUCAGCAUGAACUGAAUGUAGGUUUUGAUCCGUUUGUGAUGAAUUCGGUCAGUUGUUCCGAGCUGCUGCGGUUCGGCUCCGGAUGUUUCCGUUUAAAUAUAGAAAAAAAAAAGAAAUCGAUGUGUAUAUAUUCUUACAAACAGAUCCAUCUCCAGAGUCUUUAACACAUGAAGUAUUUUUUUAUUCUUAAAUCUAAAGAUGGAAUGUGGCCUGAGCUGUUUUUUUUUUUUUGUUUUUUUUUGUCAGCAUGAUGUAGACCGUGGUCUUCGUUUUAUUCGACUGAAGCUUCGUGUCCCGUUUGUGCCUCCUCCGGGCCCAGCACGAUGACGUCUCGUGAGGUUUAGUCUGCACGGCGCACACACGGCGGACUCCCUGUGCACUCCGAUCCGUUCGGUUUUUGUUUCCGCUUUACCCUCGAUUACUGUCGUGUUUUCUGUUCGGUUUUGAACCAACGUGAACCAAAAGCUGCACCUGUUUUCUUCGUGAUGUCUAGAAGCGAUGACACGUGGACCUGCUGGAACAUGCACACGUUCUUAACAUGUAUGCACAGUAUUUCAAAAACAGCAGUUUUUUCUAACGUUUGCACAUUCUGACUAUGGAAUAAAAGCUAAUUGAAUAUUUGAUGCAACAGGGCAUUAACUGUGGCAGCUUCUGUUAACCUAAAGGUUAGUCCUGGAAGAGUUGAUGAUGGCGACGGAUGAGGUGUUAACUUGUGAGUUUGGUCGUGUUUGAAUGUGUUACAGUGAAGUGUCAGAGUUCAGCUUUAAAACCAGACAUGCACUAAAUGUAUUUACAUGUUUCUGCUGCAGCUGUCUGUAUUUUAUGGCAUUUAUCAGUUUUUGCUGAAAUAAAAGAAAAAGAACUAUAAAAUGAAA
Molecule: messenger RNA, 7405 nt
Organism: Fundulus heteroclitus (mummichog)
Lineage: Eukaryota; Metazoa; Chordata; Actinopteri; Cyprinodontiformes; Fundulidae
Gene: ankfn1a
Product: ankyrin repeat and fibronectin type III domain containing 1
Exons: 24
Coding region: 15-4430 (1471 amino acids)
Biological process (GO): establishment of mitotic spindle orientation; regulation of establishment of bipolar cell polarity
Cellular component (GO): spindle
Molecular function (GO): protein binding
Source: RefSeq, a predicted model, not a curated record